GGGCUGUGUGGCAUUUGAGCAGCAAAGCAUCCAACUACUGUUAGAAGUUUCCUGGUCUGGGGACGUUAAAUGAUACGCACCAGAGUGCGAAGGUUCUAAAAUGGCAUCAAAUUAACCAAAAAAGUUGUGAAAAUGACAAGAUAAAUGAUCAUUUCAGUCCUUUUCGACACGACAAGCUGAAAGUGCAGAGAAGCAGCGCUUCACUCUGAUGUUGGAACGUUCCUGCAGUUCAAGAAUCCUUCCAUUGAUUUGGAAUUUUCCCUGUAAUUUCUUCUAAUAUUAAUUGAUCUGAAUGUUUCUUUGUUGAGGAAUUGUAGGACUAAUACUAUUAUAUUAAUCCUCUUCAAUUUUUCUGGGCGACGUCUUGUUGUGCAGCUCGCCAGCGUCUGCUCCCAUGAUCGCCUUUAGCUCCGUCCACAACAACACAAUCCGACAGUGAAAGGGCCCAGUCAUUCUGAGGGGCUGUAGGGUGGAAUCAAAGGAGACAAAGCAGGUUAAUGUUAUGGGAUGGCAGCAUGUGAUGCUUGUCAGUGCAGGGAAGGUGAAGAUGAAAACGUGUGUGAGGGUCAGACACACACACACACACACACACACACACGAGGAGGGAUCUAAUCCCUCACCACACUCGCAGGACUUUGGCUUCUUGCUGCACAGAACUCCGAACACAGCAACAGGCCACACGUGAGUAUCCUCACCGAGGGGUUCCCUUCUUCAACGUUCUCUCUGUCAUCACGGAUUUCUGCUGCUAACGUCGAGGUCCCUGCUGCCAUGUCGCUGCUGACGCACCUCCUGGCCUGUCUCUUCGGGAUGGGCUCCUGGGUGUCCAUCAACGGCCUGUGGGUGGAGCUUCCCUUGAUCGUCCCCCAGAUCCCGGAGGGCUGGUACCUCCCAUCGUACCUCUCGGUCCUGAUCCAAAUGGCCAACGUGGGCCCACUGUUUGUCACGCUGAUGCACCGCUUCCGCCCCGGCGCCCUCAACGAAACGGCGGUCAUCUACAUCAUCGUGGGCCUGGGCACGGCCGCCAGCUUCCUGCUGGGCUUCUUCUGGAAGGAGACGGUGGAGGUGGCCGGUGCCUCUCGCAGCGUGGCUCUGCUGGCUCUGACGUUCUUCCUGGCGGCGGUGGACUGCACGUCCUCCGUCACCUUCCUGCCUUUCAUGUCGCGCCUCCAGCCUCAGUACCUGACCACCUACUACAUCGGGGAAGGAGUGAGCGGUCUGCUGCCAGCCCUUGUCGCCUUGAUCCAGGGUGUGGGCGUGGUUCACUGCGUCAGCAGCACUCACAACCUCACCAACAGCUCCGUGCCCUCUGAACUCGUGGCCCAGUACCAGCCUGCCAACUUCUCAGCCGAGGUCUUCUUUUUCAUCCUGAGUGCCAUGAUGCUGGUCUGCCUGGGGGCCUUCCUGCUGCUCAACUACCACCCGGCUGUGGUGCGGGAGGCGCCCAACAACAGCAGGUACACCAACGGUGUCAAGGAGCAGAGGAGCAGGAGGUGGUCGGAGCAGAAGGCCAUCAUGGAGAUGACGUACGUGCCUUCCAACCAGAGCAAGAGAAGCAGCUUUGGGACUGGACGCUACACCUGGUGGCAGGUCGUCUACAUCUUCCUGAUCCUGGCCUGGACCAACGCGCUCACCAACGUGGUGCUUCCAUCCGUGCAGUCCUACUCCUGUCUACCGUACGGCAACAACGCCUACCACCUGUCGGCAACCAUGGCCGCCGUGUCCAACCCGCUCGCCUGUUUCAUCGCACUGUUCCUCCCGAUCAGGUCUCUCCUGCUGAUGGGAGUCCUCACUGUUGUCGGCAGUGGGGUGGGAGCCUUCAUCAUGGCCAUGGCCGUGAUGAGUCCGUGUCCUCUCCUGGUCGCCGAUGUCUCAGGCGUCGUCCUCAUUGUUCUGGCCUGGAUUGUUUUUGUUCUCACCCUGUCGUACGUCAAAGUCAUCAUCGGCGUGAUCCUGCGAGAUGAAGGCCACAGCGCCCUCGUCUGGUGUGGAGCGGUGGUACAGCUGGGAUCCCUGCUGGGGGCAGUGACCAUGUUCCCGCUGGUCAGCGUCUUUUCCUUCUUUUCCUCAGGAGAUCCCUGUAACACUCAAUGUCCCUGAGAGAUCAUCUGGAAUUCAACCUCUGUGUGAAGAUUUUUGAGUCUUGCUGCGUGCAGAAUGUGUCUCUCUGACCCCAUGAAAUACAGUUUAAAUGUUUUUUUUUCUCAUUUCAUCUGAUCUAUUUUAAACAUUUGACGUCUGACAUGUAGUUCAACUGUACAGUGGUGUUAUUGA
Synchiropus splendidus (mandarinfish) is the source of this 2271-nucleotide messenger RNA. It is a transcript of the gene slc52a3-2a, whose product is annotated as riboflavin transporter 2. The coding region runs from base 769 to 2097 and encodes 442 amino acids. The transcript is spliced from 4 exons. NCBI's taxonomy places the organism in Eukaryota, Metazoa, Chordata, Actinopteri, Syngnathiformes, Callionymidae. Gene Ontology annotation, biological process: riboflavin transport. Gene Ontology annotation, cellular component: plasma membrane. The record is from RefSeq and is a predicted model, not a curated record. Gene Ontology annotation, molecular function: riboflavin transmembrane transporter activity.